Messenger RNA from Mytilus trossulus (common blue mussel), 1932 nucleotides. Its product is annotated as multiple inositol polyphosphate phosphatase 1-like. Lineage: Eukaryota; Metazoa; Mollusca; Bivalvia; Mytilida; Mytilidae. The coding region runs from base 11 to 1354 and encodes 447 amino acids. The record is from RefSeq and is a predicted model, not a curated record. The transcript has 4 exons. Gene Ontology annotation, molecular function: acid phosphatase activity; inositol phosphate phosphatase activity.
UCCGGUGAAAAUGGAUAGUCUGCUUUUUUUGAUUUUGUGUCUUGUAUCAUUAUUCAUAGCAAAUUAUGCAAUGGGCAGUCCUGAUUUUAGGAUUCCUUUGUAUUCAACUAAAACACCUUAUUUCUGGGGAAAAGAUAUAGAUGAAUUCAUACGAGAAGAUGAGGAAAUUUGGGUUGAUUAUGACAAUAAAGAAUGUCAAAUUAUUCAUUUGAACUUAAUUCUUAGACAUGGGUCUAGAUCACCUACUUUAUCUUGGAUAAAGAAAAUGACAGUACUUGGAAAUAUCCUAAAGAGCAACCCUGAGGUCAUUGAAAGAUUUCCAUUUCUUAAUUCAUGGGAAAAUCCAUUCCCAGAAACACAGGCUGGUCAUUUGUCUGACCUAGGAGAAGAUGAACAUUUUUCACUAGGGAGGAGAUUUGGGCGAAGGUUUAGUUUACUAUUUACUGGUGAUUUGGAAAACAUUCUCUAUGGUGUCACAUAUAAGCAGCGAACACAGGCAAGCUGUGCUUCAUUUUACGAGGGUUUGACUGACACAUUGGAUGGGGAAUCACUGAAAAAUGUGAAGCCUGCAAUAAAUGAUAAACUCCUGAGGUUCUUUGACACUUGUUCCAAGUACAUUAAAUCAGUUGAAAAUAAUAAAACAGCUGCCCCAGAACAUACUUCAUUUAAGUAUGGUCCUGAAAUGCAAAGAAUUGCUCAAAAGAUUGCUGACAAACUUGGACUAAAGACUUUAAAUUCAGAAGAAGCCCAGACAAUUCACCAUUUAUGUGCCUUUGAGCUAGCAAUGUUUGAUAAGUCUGACUGGUGUGAUAUGUUAGAAAAGGAAGAUUUAUUUAUUUUUGAAUAUCUUUAUGAUUUGAAGCAAUACUGGAAUAGAGGUUAUGGUCACUCAGUUAACUGGGGAAUGUCAUGUCCAUUUAACAGCAAUGUAUUCAAACAGUUAAAUGAUGUCAUCUAUAAAGCUAGGAAUGGUGAAGAUUAUAAUGUGGCAGAUAUACAGUUUGCACAUGCAGAAACUAUCAUUCCAAUAUUUACAGCAUUUGGUUUAUUUAAUGAUUCUGUUCCACUAAAAGCUGAUAAUUAUGAAUCUCAAAAAGAACGACAAUUUAGAACAAGUAAGAUAGUACCAAUGUCUGCCAGUUUUGGCAUAGGACUAUACCAGUGUGAGGCCAGUGAAAAUACAGAAGAAGAGGUUUAUGUUGUUAGAAUGUUCGUCAAUGAAAAGCCUAUUGUAAUACCUGCAUGUGAACAGGAAAUAUGUGAAUAUAAACAAUUUAUGAAGUAUUAUGAUGACUUAGUCAAUUGUAAUUAUGCAGAAAUAUGUGAGAAUAACAAACUUCAUGAUGAAUUGUGAUGAAGGCUUCCCAAUAAUGAGGAAAUUAACACAUCAGUCUCAGUCUCAGGAAAAGUAAUUAACUGCUUUAUUCCAAUUCAAAUGUAGUAUUUGAAGAGUAAGAUACACUCUUGAAUUUAUUGCAUUUUUGGAAAUAUCAAAGACCAUUAUGAUCUUUUUUCAACUUUUGCAAACAAAUUACUGCUAAGAUUUUUCUAUAAUUUAAAAACAACAGGGAGAAGAAAACCUAAGGGGGCUAUAGACAGUUUCGUAAAAAAAACUAGGGGUUAUUCCCUGACUAAAAAUAGACAUGGAGGGAAGUCCCUUUUUAUCAACAUAAUUGGUGAAAAAGUAUCAUGUUUUUUGUAUUUGAUUGUAAAAAUAAGUUAAUUAGCUUUAAUUAAGACAGGUUGAAUGAUUAAAAAGAUUUUAAAAAAUUAGAUUAAAUACACAUGUUUUGAGGGGAGACAAACUGUAAACAUCCUGUUUUUUUGGCAGUGAAAAGUGCAAAACUUAUUUGCACCCACUGUAGCUCUUUUCGGAGCAGGCGAACAUAGCCUGAAGCAUAAAUUUUUAGAAAGACCAGGUAAAAACCUAUG